UAUUCCCAUUUCCCCAAUACCAAAAAAAUACAUUAACCAUUAUAAUAGCUCAGAAUGUCUCUGCAUUAUCUGACAUCAGAUGCGAAAUUGGCAGAGGAAUUGCAGAAGCAAUUUGUUAUUGCAGAGUCCUUACAAAUUUUCGCAAGGUAUGAAAGGGGGUUGAUUGAGUCAGCUAUUCCGAAUCGAGAGAAAUUAUACUGUCCUUAUAAAAAAUGUGCAAAAUUGCUGAGCCAUGAUCCUGAUGACGAUGAAGAGAUCGUUAUGAAGGGGAAAUGUCCUUGGUGCGCAGGACUGUUGUGCGCGCGGUGCAGAGUACCUUGGCACACUGGGCGUGACUGUCAACAGUUUCAGGAAGAAGAAAAAGACAGAGAAGAUGACUUAAGGGUUAAGCUACUUGCUGAAAAUCACAAAUGGAAGAAUUGCCCUCAUUGCAAUUCUCUUGUUGAUAAAGUUGACGAUGGCUGUGUACACAUCACUUGCAGGUGUAAUGAGGAAUUUUGCUACGCAUGUGGAGCAACUUGGAGCAAAAGGCAUUGGAAUUGCCAGACUCGUUAAUCCAAUUGGAACAUGAAGAUGGACAAAUACGACUACAAACAAUAAAAAUUUAUCAAUGAAACCUGUCGUAAUAUUUCAUUAUAUAUGAUUUUUUAAAAAUACGAUACCAUAUUUAUUUCAUGUUAAUUAAAGUGAGUUGAUGAUACAAAAGUUACUUAAUCAUGUCGUUAAUUUGAUGCGCCAUUCAAGUUGUAGUAUUAUUAUUACAAACUUGAUCAGCCUUGUUUAGCAGUCACUCGUUGAGUUGUUGUUAUGCUUAAUAUGUCGUUAAUUUGUUGUUUUGCUUAUUACUUGUUCAUUUUAAAGUAACAUAUUUAUUGAGUACCAAACUUUUUUACUCA
Solanum lycopersicum (tomato) is the source of this 896-nucleotide messenger RNA. RefSeq names its product E3 ubiquitin-protein ligase RSL1. Gene Ontology annotation, cellular component: ubiquitin ligase complex; cytoplasm. Lineage: Eukaryota; Viridiplantae; Streptophyta; Magnoliopsida; Solanales; Solanaceae. The record is from RefSeq and is a predicted model, not a curated record. Gene Ontology annotation, molecular function: ubiquitin conjugating enzyme binding; ubiquitin protein ligase activity; zinc ion binding. Gene Ontology annotation, biological process: positive regulation of proteasomal ubiquitin-dependent protein catabolic process; ubiquitin-dependent protein catabolic process; protein polyubiquitination.